Ostertagia ostertagi is the source of this 3669-nucleotide messenger RNA. The record is from the annotation of a GenBank genome assembly. NCBI's taxonomy places the organism in Eukaryota, Metazoa, Nematoda, Chromadorea, Rhabditida, Trichostrongylidae.
AUGCCUCCUCUGCCGGGAGAUCCACACCCAAGUCGUCAGUCUGACUUCGACGCUAUUGGAUUGAGUCACUCAGGAGUGAUGACACCCGAGACCCUGACGAGGAUGACAACAUGCGCUUUAGCAUUGAUACUUCAAAUGAAUGAAUUCACGGAGGUAUCAUUGCAUUUGAAUCGGUUCCUUGACAAGUUGAUCACUUUGUCCUCAAUACGUUCGGAAGCUCUGUAUUCAAAACUGCGUAUUCUACUAGCUCAGGGAGAAAGCUACGAGACUUUCAAGACAGCAAUGAAUGAGUUGGACGUUUCCUUGAAGUGCAACACAAUAUGGGAAAACGACUCUGUCGCUUAUAGAUGUAAUACCUGCGCCCUAACUCCUUGUAUGUCUUUGUGUGCAUCAUGUUUCCAAGCUGCAAAUCACGAGGGUCACGAUUUCACUAGGUUUUUCUCGCGAGAAGGAGGAGCUUGUGAUUGUGGCAACUCCGAUGUGAUCAGACCCAUGGGGUUCUGCCCUCGUCAUGGUGAGAAUGCUGUUCGGCCGCCUUCGCCGUCUCCACUUAUUGUUUCUCUUCCUCGUCAUAUUUUCGUGAAACUAGUCGUAUGCCUUUUCUUGGAAUGGAGAGGAUUUAUCGAUCGAUACUCACAAGAGCAGGAAUCACAGGGUUGGGAAGAACCGUAUAAUGUGGCUAGCUUUUGUGAUACCCUCGUCUCACCUGUCACUCCACUGAUCAAUUUCUUACAGGAAUGUGUUAACUAUGGCGGCCCCAUGCGAGAAGCAAUGGCUGAAAUUUUAAUGGAUAAGGAUCUGUACUCGGCUUUAACAGAGAGGAAUUCGGAUGAUGGUCAGGUCUUCACCCAACGCAAAAUUUUAAAUCAAAAAAUAGCUCGAUUUUUCAGUGGAACUCGCUUUUUCAUCCGAUAUUUCACUGGACUGGCGAACGAGACAAUGACACAACAUGGAUACUGGUUCGUAAUGGGAGAUAUGCAGAAUCUACUAGCCCAUUCUUCGUUGGCCAUAAAUACAGUACUUCAUCCAACGGCAUUUUCUCACACCUAUGUGACACUUCUGAAAAGGAUGCAAGGAAUGAACGUGAAUUGGCGUAUCAUCCGCGGCGAACAUAGGGAAAAUGACAACACUGAUCUCGUCCAACGGUCAUUCACCUUGGAAUUCGAAGCCCUCGCGCUCACUAUGUUCAACUUCAUUAGCGCCAUCACGCAACAGCAACAUUACGUGGCGGCUGUUGCAUUUUUCGACAAAAUUAUGGCAGCCCUUUCGGAAUGGCUCCACGUUAUUGGCGGGUGGGCAAAUGGAGAAGUGUUGACGUGUCCGAAGUAUUGCGUUUCCUUCCAUUUACCGCUACACAGGCAUCUCUCAACAGCAUUGACGCACUUCAAUGAUAUGGAGUUAUUUCGUAAGCAUGUGGAAGACUUUCGAAAGGAUGAGCAACUUCUUCGUAGAAUUCUAUUGCAUCCGCUGAAGAUCCAGGUUGCACGCGCCGAGUAUUACGCUGGGCUGUGGGUUCGCAAUGGUAACCAACUACGAGUACAAGCCAUCAUUUACGCACAACCUCAUAUCAAUACCUCAUUUCAAACGCCCGACAUCGACUUGAUCAGGUACUGUGCUGCUAAUGUGGAUCCAGACUGGUUCAUGGAUGCUCUGAUACACAAUUUCCACCUGGUAGAUGUAUUCCGAUUUGCAAUUAUCCACAAAGGGGUCGGUUCUGACACCAGCAUGGACCUGAGCGAUGCGGAAGAUUCCGUCAAAACAGCAAAGGAGUGUGGCACUGGUCGCUCCACACCCGAUGAAGUCGCUGAUGCAAACUGGGAAAAAUGCGCGGAGAAGAUUAAAGUCAUUCUCAAGGAUCUGCCUCCGGGAAAGGCUGAUGUAGUUCAUGGCCGCUCUCAAACAACGUACAGUGGAGAACCUUGCUACCUCUACGGAUCCGUCAACGUAUGCAUCUCAUUUUGUUCUCAUUCUUCAUCCAUUUUCGCCUUUUAUUUUUUAUGUGGAUCAAUUGAUUUAAUUGGGAGCAUUGGAUUUAGGAUAGAACCCAUGGAGGAAGAUGUGCAGUUGUUGUCCGAGUUAGGAUAUAUUUUCAACGAAGAUCAUGCCGAUGUUAUAACCAGAAUGGAAUGGGUCGACCCAAUGGUAGCAUCAGCUCUACGGCUUUUAUGCGAAUUGGUUGUUCUUCUUACAAAUUGUGGUGCAUCUAGUGAAGCGGCCCUUCGGUCAGAAAUGGUGAAUGCUCUCGCCGGUGGACCGCAUACACAUUCCCGCCUUCGUUCGAUUAUCGCCGAGAAAGGAAGUAGAGGAGCUGAGUCGAUCGAUCCACUGUUUGAUCGGAUUCUGAACGAAGUAACCAACAAUGGAUUGUGUGAUAAUCUUGUACCAAUCGAUGAACCCGAGCUAAGCCUGCUUGACUGGGAUGAUGGUCGAAAGGGAAACACGGUUGUUAGAAACUUCAUCAGAGGCUGGAAGACUGCACGUAAUGAACUCGUUCGUCGGACGCUAUUCUAUUCUGAUAUCAUUGGAAUGUCGACUUCUGUAGAGCUGAAGACCUGUGGGCAUACUGUACAUAUGAAGUGCUUCAAUGCUUAUCGAGAAACUCUUCGAAAUGAUCAGAGAGUCAGUGAAUCUCGUCGUUCUAUUCGCGAUGUGUCAUGUUUUCUUUGCCGAUUCAGCGUGAAUGCUCUUUUGCCAUUACGGAUCGACUGGGGUUUUGAGACAGCAAAUCGAGACUCAUUGGUGGAUGAUCGUUUGAAGGCGCGAUUCGAAUCCUUUGAGACUGGCAAUCGUGAACUGGCAGUGAAAUACACAGAGCGAUCUUCGGAUGACUACCGUCCUUACUCUGAGCAUUUUACGGAACACAUCUACGACUUGAUGGACACUCGCUACUGGAAUAGGUCGGACGAUGAGGGUGCCUCCAUAUUCCAAGUACAAACUCAACUCGUUGCAUUAAUGAAAGCAACGGUUGAAAGGUGCAUUUUGUUGAAGAAGAUCAGUGUCCCCGAGCGCCGAAAGGGCACGCGAUCAGCUGUAACAGAACAUUUGAUUGCGGCUUGUGUGUGUCGCACAACACGGCGAGAUGAAGAGAUAAGUCUUUCUGCCGUGCGAGAUCUGCUGCUACCAAAGAUUGAGAAGAAUCUGACGGUACAUUUGGGUGAAGAAGAGCCUCUGACAUUCUCAGACGAUGACCUGAUAAAUGUUUCUGACAUUCGAAUGGAGGAUUUGGUUGCUUUGCAGUCUACUUCGGCAAGGGAGCGCUCUCGUCGACACUCAUUGACCGACAAACCUGUGAAUCCUAGGACGUAUUACCUUGACAAGCCGUCAUCUGUUCCGCUCCUUCUUUUCGAUCUGAAGUCGCUGUUGAUCCGACUCAGUUCCUUCGUGCUUGACAAUCAGCAUUAUAGCGCGGAUGACAAGAAAAGUUCGUGCUUGAUGGAGUCUCCAUUCGCACAAGUGCCUCGGAUGGUUUGGAACCGUCUUUCAUCAAACGCUGCCUACCUGAGUAGCCUUCUGGAAAUGGUUCAUCAUGAUGGUUGGCAGGAGGAGAAGUCAUUCAGUGAAGCUCUUGAAUGGACGAUGAUUGAUUUUGUCUAUUUCGUGACGGAAUUUUGGCAGCAUGUUGGGCUUUUGAAAGGCAAUACUACGUGUGACUACAGCAAGUACUGGCCU